Candoia aspera is the source of this 1114-nucleotide messenger RNA. RefSeq names its product YjeF N-terminal domain containing 3 (gene YJEFN3). Gene Ontology annotation, molecular function: NAD(P)HX epimerase activity. Gene Ontology annotation, cellular component: mitochondrion. The record is from RefSeq and is a predicted model, not a curated record. Lineage: Eukaryota; Metazoa; Chordata; Lepidosauria; Squamata; Candoiidae. The transcript is spliced from 6 exons. The coding region runs from base 69 to 815 and encodes 248 amino acids.
UUUGGGGGGUGGGGGGAACAGGGUCCCCAGGUGUGAACUUGGAAAGACGGGCUCCCUCCCUUCCUGCCAUGGAGAAACCCAUUUGCAAUUCGUCUCACAGCAAGAAGGCGAUCCAGCCCCUUCAUUAUCUUAGCAGGGCGGAAGCAGCAGCUAUUGAGAAGGAGCUCCUAGAAGAGUUUAGAUUUGGACAUCAGCAGUUAAUUGAGAUCUGGGGUCAUGCGUCUGCCAUGGCAGUGACCAAGGUUUUCCCCCGGCGUUCUCUUCCAAAGAAGCAGCCGACACUGUUGGUGAUCUGUGGUUGUGAGCAGAAUGGGGCAAUUGGCCUGGCGUGUGCCCGGCAUUUGCGUGUAUUUGAAUAUGAGCCAACUAUUUUCUAUCCCAAAACGUCUUCUAAUCCCCUCUACAGAGAUUUUACCACACAGUGCGAAAAGAUCGACAUUCCUUUCCUUUCCUAUCUGCCAACGGAGAUUCAGCUGAUCAGUGAUGCAUACAACCUGGUGGUUGACGCCAUGCUUGGUGUAGAAAGUCUGGGUGAACUGUCAGAGCCCUACUGCACAAUCUUGGCCACCCUCAAGCAAAUUCGGAUUCCUCUUAUCAGCCUGGAUAUCCCAUCUGGUUGGGAUGUGGAGACGGGCAGCAGUGAUGGAAUCAGCCCCGAUGUCCUUGUCUCCUUGGCGGCACCAAAGCAAUGUGCCACGAGAUUUAUGGGCAAGCACCACCUGGUGGCUGGGCGCUUCCUCCCCUACGAUGUGCAGAAGAAAUUUGAACUGAAUUUGCCAGAAUACCCUGGCACAGAGUGUGUGGUUUCUCUGUAGAGCCUGGAAUCAUCCAGCAGUUUGUGACUUCUGGAUUUCUUGGCCAUGCUAAGAACUCCCUGGUUUGUUCCUCUUGAAUGUCAAAUGAGAUCCCCAGUAUUAAUCAGUUCCAUAUCUAGGCUUUGGAAUGUAUAAUAGUAUCGUUUAAUCCAUUGUGAAAAUCUGGCAAAACCAUUUGGAAGAAACGGAACGCUCAAACUAUUGAGCCACCUAACAGAACCCCUCCGAUAAAUGUGAAUUAAAAGACACACACAUAAAUUCAUCCUCAAAUAUCUGUUAUGAGACCCAUUAAAAUUCAA